Messenger RNA from Daphnia pulex (common water flea), 374 nucleotides. RefSeq names its product neuropeptide-like protein 29. The transcript has 3 exons. The record is from RefSeq and is a predicted model, not a curated record. Bases 61 to 303 code for a protein of 80 amino acids. NCBI's taxonomy places the organism in Eukaryota, Metazoa, Arthropoda, Branchiopoda, Diplostraca, Daphniidae.
GGGAAAAACCCAUCCGGCCUCACUCGACAAUCGUCAAAAGCAGCAAACAGAUUCAUCAGCAUGAGUCGCUCAAUUAAUAUUCUGGUGAUGAGUUUGUGCAUCUUGCUGGCCAUUUGGGUCGGCGUCGCUGAAGCCGCACCUCGUCAAAAGCGCCAAUACUACGGAAACCAAUACGGUGGUUAUAACAGUUAUGGUGGCUACGACAGUUACGGUGGCUACGACAAUUAUGGCGGAUACAACAGUUACGAAGGAUACAACCAAGGAUACGGCGGUUACGGUGGAGGUUCUGACGAAAUCUAUUAGUUAAUCAACUCAAUAACGCACGGGCAUUUUUGACUGAAUUCAAGCCUCAAUAAACCAAACACUCACCCAAA